UGUGUGCACUUCCUGCACCGGGGCGGGAGGGCACAGGUGAGAGGCGCGUGGUGGGCACCAACUCUACCUACCUGCUUUCUUCCCCUCCCCUUCCUGCUCAGUCGCAGAGGAACCCGUUAUCUGCCCUCUGCAGUCGCCCCAGAGAGUGUGAUCGUGACAUUGCCAGAACACCCAGCUGCUGGCUCUCUGGAACCUGGCGUUAUUUCUUUUCUUUUUUGUUAUUCCAAGGCAGGGUCUCACUACAUCGUUUUGAUUGUCCCGAAACUCACCGUGUAGACCAGGCUGGCCUUGAACUCACAGAGGUACCAGCCCAAGGCUGGGGUUAAAGGCCUGCACUCUUACUCCCUGCUGGCACGUUAUUUCUGAACUUGCCGCUCUCACGGCAGCAGGCACUGCCCUCCCUUUACGGUAUGCCCUGGCGCCAAGCCCAGCCUAAGUGCUCAGGAAGCGACUCUGAGCCGUCACCGACUAGACCUUGAGGAGUCUUGGCCAGUGAGCUCUAGCCUUUCCUCCCUGUUCACCUCCUUUAAGGCUUUCUCUUCUCAGCUCUGGAUUCCCUGAGCCUCCCUGCGUCCCUGAGCAGCGCCUCUGUUAUUCCACAAAGUUCAUGCAGGAAGGCUCCCCAGGAAAUGGCUUUCAAGCUGGGCCAGAAGCCAUGCAAAAUUCAGUAUUCAGUGCAAAGGGGAGCUGAGGAGGGUUGGGUCUGCAGGUCAGGAUGCCCCACCCAGCCACACAGGGACAGUUGCUGAGAAUUGUCACUGCCCUUCCACUUCCCAGCUCAACCGGACCCUGUUAUAUCAGGCGUCACCACACGCUUUUGUGGGGGCAGGGGCUCGUUUUUCGUUCUAUUUCCUUCUCAUAACCACCCUGCCCGUCACAUGGGGGAGGGGGCUCUAUGGAGCAUCUGGUGGCCAAGUCCCCUGCUCCAGCUGGUGACACCGGGAGGCUGGUGGAACUUUCCCAGCCUCAAUUUCCUCUGUGAAAGGCCAUGGUCUAUGUCUGGGUCACAGAAAACCAGGCAAUCAGCGUAGCAUUUGGGGCGGUGGGUACCGGAAGCGGCUUGAACUCCAGUUUCAGAAAUAGACACCACGCCCAGGGCAGAGGAGGCGGUAACCCCUUUCCUCAGUGGGAGAUGGGGAGCAGUGAACCGAGGCUGGGAGGAGGGGAUUACCCAAUCCCUCAUGGAGUGGCUGAGGACUGGUAAGUAACGUUGGGACGUGAGUGGGUUUGGAAAUACUGACCCGUUUAGAAACUUGGAGAAACCGAGUCCUACAAAAAUUAGGGGCUCCACCUAGGGAUCGUAUCUAUCCAAAUACUCGGCUGCGCCCACUUUGCUCAGACUUCAGGGUGGAGUCCGAAGCUGGCGGGCACAGGGCACUGUUUUGGAUGGGCGGGGCCUACCCGCGGGCGGGAGCAAGUCACGUGACCUGCUGGGCCCGCUGCCACGUGGGCGGGUAGUGGGGCCACCUCCAGCUGCCAGCCUGGGAACUAUCAAAGGUUGCCCCCUGGACCUUAAUUACUGUCUGUUAAUGACGUCUGCUGAUCAAGCCGAGACUGCGCGGUUGCCCGCGGCGGGUACGCGCACAGAUGGCCUGUUUGGGCUUCCAUAGGCUGCUCUAGUCUCUGAGCUCCCUUAGGGCUGCAGCUGGGCUGAGGGUGUACCACAGCCAUGGCUCAGCCACUGACUUUAGUCCUCAAUGUCCCAGAGACCACGGGGGAUGAGGACCUGGAGCCCAGCCCCUACGAAGAGAGCGAAGUACACGACUCCUUCCACCGGCUCAUUCAAGAGCAGAGUCUUCGGGUGGCCGAGGAGGGUCUGGAGCUGCUGCCCCUGGCUCCAGACAGAGGCUACCAGACCCUCCCCAGGCCUGAAGGUGCCCCCACGCACAGCACGGCCACUCUCCGCAUCUUGGCCAGCAUGCCUAGUCGCACCAUUGGCCGCAGCCGAGGGGCCAUCAUCUCCCAGUACUACAACCGCACUGUGAGGCUGCGGCGCAGGAGUAGCCGGCCCCUGCUGGGGAACGUGAUACGCUCUGCCCGGCCCAGCCUUCGCCUCUAUGACCUGGAGCUGGACCACACCAUCUUGGAGGAGGAUGAGAAGCGGAGCCUGCUAGUGAAGGAGCUUCAGGGUCUGUCGGUGGCCCAGCGGGACCACAUGGUCCGGAACAUGCCUCUGAGCCUGGGUGAGAAGCGCUGGCUUCGAGAGAAAAGUUGGAGCCCAAAGGGAAAGCGGAGGAGCCCGCAGGACCGAGGUGGGGCCUUCUCCUGCUGCAGCAGGCUUGGAUACAGCUGCAUUCUGGCUCUGCACAGCCUGGGGCUGGUACUGGUCUCAGGACUGUAUGCUGCCAGGCCAUGGCGCUACGCUCUGAAGGAGAUCGGCGGUCAGUUUGGCUCCAGCGUCCUCUCCUAUUUCAUCUUCCUCAAGACCUUAUUGGCCUUCAAUGUGCUGAUGUUGCUGCCUUUGCUGGGCUUCCUCGUGGGUGUGCAGGCUGCCUUCCCGCCUGACCCACCAGACCCGGUCCCUGCCUGCUCUGGUCUAGAACUCCUCACAGGCAGGGGCUGUUUCACACACACGGUCAUGUACUACAGCUACUACAGUAACGGCACGCUGAGCCAGUCAUGUGACUCCUCACGGGACAGUGGCCGGUGCAGCCCCAGGUUGGGCAGCUUGCCCUAUAACAUGCCGCUGGCCUACCUCUUCACGGUGGGGGCCACCUUCUUCAUUACCUGCAUCACUCUGGUAUACAGCAUGUCCCACUCCUUCGGGGAAAGCUACCGGGUCGGCAGCACCAAAGGCAUCCAUGCUCUUACGGUCUUCUGCUCCUGGGACUACAAGGUGACUCAGAAGCGGGCCUCCCGUGUCCAGCAGGACAGCAUCUGCACCCAGCUGAAGGAGCUGCUGGCUGAGUGGCAACUACAGAAGCACCCCCGGAGUGCAUGUGGGCAGCUGUGGCAGGCUGCCAUGUUAGCUCUGGGAGGGCUGCUGUGUCUGGGCACCACGAUGGGCUGUGCAGCGGCUGUCCGCACCUUCUCAGAGGUCAUGAUGCAGAGACCCGCUGCUGGCGGCCAGGGGGUGGGGCUGCUGGCCCUGCCCCUGGUGGUCAGUGCCCUUAAUCUGGGUGCCUCCUACCUGUUCUGUGGCCUGGCCACCCUGGAGCGGCAUGACUCCCCCGUGUUGGAGGUGUACAUGGCCAUCUGCAGGAGUCUCAUCCUGAAGACGGCUGUCCUGGGCGUGCUCUGCUAUCACUGGCUGGGCCACAGGGUGGCUACACUGCAGGACGGGUGCUGGGAGGAGUUUGUGGGCCAGGAGCUGUACCGCUUCCUGGUCGUGGAUUUCAUCUUCAUGCUCUUGGACUCCCUUUUUGGGGAGCUGGUGUGGAGGCUCAUCUCUGAGAAGCUCAAGAGGAGGCAGAAGCCCGAGUUUGAUAUUGCUAGGAAUGUUCUGGACCUGAUUUACGGGCAGACACUGACCUGGCUGGGUGUCCUGUUCUCACCGCUCCUGCCCGCAGUGCAGAUACUCCGGCUGCUGUUCCUUUUCUAUGUCAAAAAGGCAAGCCUGAUGGCCAACUGCCAGGCACCUCGCAGGCCCUGGCUGGCAUCACACAUGAGCACCGUCUUCCUCACCCUGCUCUGCUUCCCAUCGUUCCUGGGCGCAGCUGUUUUCCUCUGCUAUGCUGUCUGGCAGGUGAAGCCCUCAAGCACUUGUGGUCCCUUCCGAACUCUGAACACCAUGUAUGAGGCAGGCACAGUCUGGGUGCGUAGUCUGGAGCGUGCUGGCUCCAGGGGCUCCUGGUUGCCCUGGCUGCACCACUUCCUGGUGGAGAACACUUUCUUCCUUUUCCUGGUGUCGGCCCUGCUGCUGGCUGUCAUCUACCUCAACAUCCAGGUGGUGAAAGGGCAAAGGAAGGUCAUCUGCCUACUCAAGGAACAGAUCCGGAACGAGGGAGAGGACAAGAUCUUCCUGAUCAACAAGCUUCACUCUGUUUACGAGGGGGAGCAGAGCAGGCCUGGCAGAACCGAGGCCACCACAUCAUCUGCCCAGUUUGUGGAUGGAGGGGACAGUCACCAUGACCCUGCAACAGAGGCUUGGACCUGAAGUCCCUACAGGACACAGCACUAGAGUAACUUUCUUUGUCACCAACUUCUCGAGGUGAUGGUGGAGCAAGGAUGUGGGGUUACUCCAAGGACUCUGUCCUACCUGGGACUCCCUUCCCCAAGGUUCUUCAAUUUAUUUAUUUUGAAGACAGGAUCUAUCUACACAGCCUUGGCUGUCCUGAGUUCACUAUGUAGACCAGGCUGGCCUUGAUCUGCCUGCCACAUACUGGAAUCAAAGGCAUGUGCCACCACACCUGGGUUUACCCAACUUUUUUUUUAUUAUUAUUAUUCUAAUUAAAUGGGUUUUGCAAUCUGGA
This is a messenger RNA of Arvicola amphibius (Eurasian water vole), 4412 nucleotides long. RefSeq names its product transmembrane channel like 6 (gene Tmc6). Gene Ontology annotation, molecular function: mechanosensitive monoatomic ion channel activity. The transcript has 20 exons. NCBI's taxonomy places the organism in Eukaryota, Metazoa, Chordata, Mammalia, Rodentia, Cricetidae. The record is from RefSeq and is a predicted model, not a curated record. Bases 1670 to 4096 code for a protein of 808 amino acids. Gene Ontology annotation, cellular component: plasma membrane.